AAGGGAACGCCAAUGCUCUCAGGCCAUGAACUAAUGAGAAGCUUCAUGCUUGUUCUCAGUCUUUCUUCAUACCCAGGGCGAAACUGGCCCACAGACUUCCAGACAUGCUCUCUUCAUCUAGGUAGGGAUGGGGAUCCAAGCCCCCUGUGUAUUUCUUCCAGACCCACCUGUAAAACAUGGGUGAAAUCUACCUGCCCUUUAGCUCACCACUUCCAGGUCAAGCCCACUCAUGGACCACUUUAACAGUGACGGUUGGCUUGACCGGGGAAACUGAGCAAAAGGGAGCUUUCUUUAGAUUAUCUGAUAAUCUGCAUUGCCAUUGCUGCUCCUUUUUCAGCAGCACGGAGAGUUGGAUUAUGGAGGGUUGCAUGCGGAUUAUGCAGCUACAUCCAGGAUGCCGAGUGUCUUCUGAUCAUGAUCAAGAGCAGAGUGAAGAGACACAGGCAGAGGAGAGGAGCACAGAAAGGUAGAAGUGGGAGACUGGUGGAUAGGCACCACCAAGUGACUACCAUCACUUCUCACAGAUUAGAUUAUUGACAACCCAAGUAUGGAUUUGAUUUCUCCAAGGUGAAAAGCUACUCAAUUUUCUAGCCAGACCACAGAUUUGCUUUAAGCCAGGACCCGUUUUCCAGCAGUUAGUGCAAUUAGGGAGGUUGGGAGGAUGUAGACAAGAGCAGGGAGAAAAUCUGGAGCCAGACAGUGGGAGAGACAGAGGGGAAAUGAACAACCCCGUGGGAGGCUGUGGCAAAGGGAGGCAGUGGGGCUUCUCUGACAGGGAAGUCGCCAGAGGGAGAGGUUUUUCUGUCUGUGCAGUAAGGGAAGUCAGAUGAGAGUACAAGAGGGCGUGGAGAGGGGUACUGAUAUCUGAAUUCUGAGGGCAGGUGUCCUGCCAAGGAAUCCUGGCUUUAAUAGAGCUUCAAUGCUGCUCCUGUUCCUCCUCUUCGAGGGACUCUGCUGUCCCGGGGAAAAUACAGCAGCUCCCCAGGCUCUACAAUCCUACCGUCCAGCAGCAGAGGACCCCCUGUCCUUCCGCAUGCUCCAAAUUUCCUCUUUUGCCAACCACAGCUGGGCACACAGUGAGGGCUCAGGAUGGCUGGGUGACCUGCAGACUCAUGGCUGGGACACUGUCACGGGCACCAUCCGCUUUCUGAAGCCCUGGUCCCAUGGAAACUUCAGCAAGCAGGAGCUGAAAAACUUACAGUCACUGUUCCAGUUAUACUUCAAUGGUUUUGUCCGGAUAGUGCAAGCUUCUGCUGGUCAAUUUCAGCUUGAAUACCCCUUCGAGAUCCAGAUAUUAGCUGGCUGUAGAAUGAAUGCCCCACAAAUCUUCUUAAAUAUGGCAUAUCAAGGAUCAGAUUUCCUGAGUUUCCAAGGAAUUUCCUGGGAGCCAUCUCCAGGAGCAGGGAUCCGGGCCCAGAACGUCUGUAAAGUGCUCAAUCGCUACCUGGAUAUUAAGGAAAUACUGCAAAGCCUUCUUGGUCACACCUGUCCUCGAUUUCUUGCGGGGCUCAUGGAAGCAGGGGAGUCAGAACUGAAACGAAAAGUGAAGCCAGAAGCCUGGCUGUCCCGUGGCCCCAGUCCUGGCCCUGGCCGUCUGCAGCUUGUGUGCCAUGUCUCAGGAUUCUACCCAAAGCCCGUGUGGGUGAUGUGGAUGCGGGGUGAACAGGAGCAGCGGGGCACUCAGCGAGGGGACAUCCUGCCUAAUGCUGACGAGACAUGGUAUCUCCGAGCAACCCUGGAUGUGGCGGCUGGCGAGGCAGCUGGCCUGUCCUGUCGGGUGAAACACAGCAGUAUAGAGGGCCAUGAUCUAAUCAUCCAUUGGGGUGGAUAUUCCAUCUUUCUCAUCCUGAUCUGUUUAACUGUGAUAGUUAACCUGGUCAUAUUGGUUGUAGUUGACUCACGGUUAAAAAAACAGAGCCCUGUGUUUCCCAUGGGAGCCAACACCCAGGACACCAGUAAUUCAAGACAUCACUUCUGCUUGGCACAAGUAUCGUGGAUCAAAAACAGAUUCUUGAAGUGGAAGACACGCCUAAACCAACUCUCGUGACAUUUGCUUUACCUUCUACAUAAAGUCCUUGUCUGCAUCUUCUGAAACACCAUCCAGGUCCCAUAAGGGAAGCAUGCUUUAAUUUAAACAGUUUCUACUAGCAAAGAUACUGAUCCCUUUAGGCAUACUUUUUUCCUCAUCUUCCAGAGAUUUUUUUUUUUUUCCUGCUUUGGCUACAUACCCACCAUUGUUGAUUUUUCAAACUAUAAUCCAUAUACUUCUUUUUCAUGGAUUCCCAUGAUCACCCAAUUAAGAGCUCUUCUGUACUCCCCAAAUUGAACUGAUCUUCACAAGCACAUUCAUUUCUUCCUACUCUGAACAGUGGUUAAUUAGGUUUUUGCUUCUUCUUUUUUUUUUUUUUUAAUCUCAGUUGCUUGAAAGUAGGAUGUAGGUAUUUGUGUCUGUGUUCACGACCAAAAAUCUUAUCUGAAUUCAGGACCAGUUUCAUAAGCAUGUGAUCUGUGCAGACACAUGGAAUCAUAUGCUCUGCAGGAACCCAUGCUAGAUUUAAUGCUCUGCUAUUGUCAUCUUGGAAUCCUUAGUCAUUUUCAAACAAGAGAUAUUGUAUUUUCAUUUUUCACUGACACCACAAAUUAUAUAGCUGAUUCAGUUUGAAUGUAAUAUUCCUCAAUAAAUGCAGACGGAAUAAAUUUGUUGUCAGCUCAA
This is a messenger RNA of Mandrillus leucophaeus (drill), 2713 nucleotides long. It is a transcript of the gene CD1E, whose product is annotated as CD1e molecule. The coding region runs from base 920 to 2047 and encodes 375 amino acids. The record is from RefSeq and is a predicted model, not a curated record. Gene Ontology annotation, molecular function: endogenous lipid antigen binding; lipopeptide binding; exogenous lipid antigen binding. Lineage: Eukaryota; Metazoa; Chordata; Mammalia; Primates; Cercopithecidae. The transcript is spliced from 6 exons. Gene Ontology annotation, biological process: antigen processing and presentation, endogenous lipid antigen via MHC class Ib; positive regulation of T cell mediated cytotoxicity; immune response. Gene Ontology annotation, cellular component: external side of plasma membrane.